Messenger RNA from Frieseomelitta varia, 1101 nucleotides. RefSeq names its product nitric oxide synthase-interacting protein homolog. The transcript has 5 exons. The record is from RefSeq and is a predicted model, not a curated record. Gene Ontology annotation, cellular component: nucleus. Bases 61 to 930 code for a protein of 289 amino acids. Gene Ontology annotation, molecular function: ubiquitin protein ligase activity. NCBI's taxonomy places the organism in Eukaryota, Metazoa, Arthropoda, Insecta, Hymenoptera, Apidae.
UGUAAUUAGUCUUUGUCUAGACUUGGUGAGAGUGAGAGUGAACAAAUCAAGAAAAAAAGUAUGACGCGUCACGCGAGAAAUUGUACAGCUGGUGCUGUUUAUACUUAUCAUGAAAAGAAGAAGGACGCAACAGCAUCAGGUUAUGGUACAAAUACACAAAGAGUGGGAAAAGAUUCAGUGAAGGAUUUUGAUUGCUGCUGCUUAACCUUACAACCUUGCAGAAAUCCUGUCAUAACAAAGGAUGGCUAUUUGUUUGACAAAGAAGCAAUACUAGAAUAUGUCUUAACCAAAAAGAAGGAAUAUGCAAGGAAAUUGAAGGAGUAUGAGAAACAAAAACAACAAGAACAGGAACAAUCAAAUGAAAAAAGUGCUAAUGAAGAAUUACAGAAAUUGCAAAAGUUUUUAAAAGGAGAGAAAAACAUUGUUUCUCGAAGUCAGAUUAUAACCAAAGACUCUACAUCUUCAGUUUCAAAUAUGAGUAAUGGUAAUGAUAAAAUGUUACCAAGCUUUUGGAUUCCUUCUAAGACACCUGAGGCAAAAGAAACUACAUUACAGAAACCAGACAAGACAGUUUAUUGUCCUCUUAGUGGAAAACCGCUGAAAAUAAAAGAUCUUAUUCCUGUGAAAUUUACUGAAGUAAAGGAUCCAGAUGACAAAAAGUCUCUUAUUGUUAAACAAGCAAGAUACAUGUGUCCAAUUACACAUGAUAUCUUGAGUAACAGUGUACCAUGUGCAAUUAUAAGAACAACUGGUGAUGUGGUUACAAUGGAAUGUGUAGAAAAAAUCAUAAAGAAAGAUUGGAUCAAUCCUUUAGAUAGUACGAACCUGACUGAAUCAGAUAUUAUACCUCUCCAAAGGGGUGGUACUGGAUAUUCAGCUGUUAAUGAUAGUUUAGAAGGCAAACACGAAAGACCAGUGUUACAAGCAUAAUAUACGUGAUUAACAUGUAAUUUGUUUUUUAAGUUAAGAUAUUUUUCAUAUAUAGAAUUAUGUAACUGAACAGAAUGUACAGAAUUAUGUAUAUACAUGUAUUAUAUUCCGACUUUGUGAGAAUUGUCUUGUGUUUUAAAAAAUUCGAAAAAUUAAAAAAUUUUAUUUUUU